AUGGCCCGCAAGCUCCCAUGGAAAAAGUCGCCGGAAAAUUCGGGCACUCUUGCAAAGCAAGCUCCCAAGUCGGAGACCAUCUCGAAACCCUCGACACCAGUGACUCCUGUCUUUACCCCUUCUCUCGGUCAUGAACGCGGCGCCCGCUCCCAUCAACCCGGUGCGGGUUCAGGCGGGCUACGUAGUCCAUCUACAUCGCCUCCUCCGGAGCCCCCUCCCCAGCAAUUCAUGAUUCCUGGCCCGCAAAACGACGACAAGUAUCGCAUGGUGGAGGAUGAACUGCUGCGCAUCGCGAGACGCUUCACAACCCAUCUACACCGCGCAGAGUACAACCGGCUCAGAAUGUUGACCAAGGCUCAUAACGCCGACACGAUCCGUGAGAUUGCGCGUCCUGUGGUUCCCGGUCCGCCUACUUUGACGGCCAGGCGGCGAAAACAAGCCGUCGAUAGAGAUUCCAAGCAGCGGCGAGUUGCGAAGAGUUUGGGGAAUGGCGAGGAUGCUGGAGCUGGUGCCAGAUCCCUCUGGGUUGGCACAAGUUUGCAGGGCCUCAUGGAAGCGCCGAGGACGGAGAAUCGAAGGAUUCUGUCGUCUGUGGCGGCUGCGCGUGCGGUGGGAACGCGCGUCCCCGCGGAUCGUGCAUCACGUAUUUUGACGGAGGAGCAGGGCAUACAAGCCCCCGUUCCGGCGGGUGGCGUUUUUGAUUCAUUGCCCAGGCGAACCGCGAGCCUUGGAGGCUCACGAAAGAGCGGAAACCUAUCCACGGAAAUUAUUAGCUCGUCGCGAGGCCAGUCGUCCCGAUUGCCGGCCACCCCACCACGAAGACAAUCUUUCCACAGCGACCCUCCCCCGGAACCUGCGUCCUCUUCGUCGCUCGUAACGUCUCGGUUUGGCAGUGUCGGAUCCGCGAGACAUGGCACCACCUCGCAUACCCUGAAGAAUCAUUUGCCACAGGGUUCGGAGAUUGACGAUUUCCAUGAAGACGAUGAUGACGACGACGACGACGACGACGAUCCAUUCGGCGUGAAUAAACGGAGAGUACAGCGAAAACAAUCCAGGGAGCAGAUGCGAAAACAUGCCAACAAGAAUGCAGUCACCAAGCCGCCUCCGGAUACGAUACCCUCAUUCAUUUAG
Messenger RNA from Ustilaginoidea virens, 1131 nucleotides. RefSeq lists its product as uncharacterized. The transcript is spliced from 3 exons. The record is from RefSeq and is a predicted model, not a curated record. NCBI's taxonomy places the organism in Eukaryota, Fungi, Ascomycota, Sordariomycetes, Hypocreales, Clavicipitaceae. The coding region runs from base 1 to 1131 and encodes 376 amino acids.